Messenger RNA from Nylanderia fulva, 8022 nucleotides. RefSeq lists its product as uncharacterized. NCBI's taxonomy places the organism in Eukaryota, Metazoa, Arthropoda, Insecta, Hymenoptera, Formicidae. Gene Ontology annotation, molecular function: protein binding; hormone binding; serine-type endopeptidase activity. The record is from RefSeq and is a predicted model, not a curated record. Gene Ontology annotation, biological process: receptor-mediated endocytosis; proteolysis. Gene Ontology annotation, cellular component: signaling receptor complex; plasma membrane; apical plasma membrane.
UGCACCGAGAGCGAACGGUCGGGGCCGGACUACGGAGACCCAAAGUCUGUUUCUAUCGUAAGGGAAGAACGUGCUGGUCUCGUCGGCGUCUCCGAGCUAUACAUGAUUUUUCUCAUUUCUGUUGUACGCCAUUCUCGUGAAUUUUCGUUCUGAUUUUGCAUUUUUUUCCCCCUUUUCAUCACAAUUCGAUCGCGAGUGAAACGUGCGAAAAUUUGGGAAUUCUGACAGACAUCGCAUAAACUAUCAGUGACAAGAGGGGUUGCUCCGUAUUUACCGGUGUGCCUGUGCCAUGAGGAUUUAAGGACGGUCAGGGAACGAGACGCAUGACAGACGAAAUCAGGGGAGCGUUAUUAGGUGAGAGCUCAGUAGCUUUUGGCGACACGAUCGAGAGAUGUCGGAUGCCGCCGGCACGGACAAUCCGGCGUUCGCCAGCGAGAACGAAUGCGGUUCGAAGACGGAGAACGGCGGCCAGCAGCAAGUGACCUCGGAUCAGGAUCGCAAGUCCUCCUCGGCGGAUUGCGCGCCGGUAGAAAAUGGCCAGCGAUCCUUCAUCUCUAAGCAUUACGUCGAGCCCGUCAAAGCGAAAGCGUCGGAGUCGUGUUAUAAAACGGAAACGAGGAUCGAAUUGCCGGCCGAGAACACGGAGAAGAACGUAUCGGAGCCAAAGCUCAAUGGCGUCCACGGAAAUGGGAAUAACAACGACGCCAGCUUCCUCAACAACAGCACCACGAGCGUGCAGGUCAACGAAUCUGGAAAGAAGGAACAGAUCGAGGCCGUAAACCUGGAACUGGUCUCGAUGAGGCCAUACACGGGUAACAAUAUUCAAACGAAAGGUCAGGAAGCUUGCGAGGUACCAGCUGAUCCUUACGAGGAAUACUUUGUACCGGUUAACGAGCAUCGAAAGUACAUCAGAGGCGAAAAGCUUUACGUCACAAAGGACAAAAGGUCUAGAAACUCGCACUGGAAACAAUUACUCUGCGGAUUCACACUAGUGGUCGUGGCGAUCGCCCUAAUUAUUAUUAUUUUGGCCGCAACUGGUGUAAUCUUUACACAAGAGGCUGCGGAAUCUUUGGAAAAUGAGAAAGAGAAUACUCGUCAGUUCAGCGAUAUAAAUGUAGCUGAAAAUCAAGAAUAUAUGAAGAAUCCACCGUCAAGUCCAUCACCUUUAACCUCGACUUUCCCAUCGUGGCCUACGACUGACGAAACGCUGUAUCAAAUUAUACCGAAUGCUUUAGAUGGAAUCCUGCGACUGGAUGAUUUCGAUUGGAAUGAUUUAAGCAAUACCAAGUCACGAGUGUAUCGUCAAAUAACCGCUGAAAUAGAAAAAAAUCUAGGAAAUAUCCUUACACGAGAGAAUAAUGCGCCUAUAAUUAAAGUAUAUAAUAUCAAUAAUGAAGGUGAAAUAAAAUUCAGAAUAAGUUAUCCACCUAUGGAUACUCCUGAAAAGAAUCAGGAAUAUAUCGAAGAAACAUUACGAAAAAAUAGUAAUAAGAUUGGACAGUAUCAUUUAAGCAGACUUCAAGUAGAAAAGCUUAUUGAUCAGUGUGAACACGGUAAUCUCCAAUGCGCCGAAAGUUGUAAAUAUGACUAUUCCGCGGGUAUAUUCAUAUGUACCUGCAGUUCAGAAAAAAUGCUGGAUCAGGAUGGAAAAACUUGUGUGGAUAACGAUUUAAGUAAUGUCGACAUGGAUGAUGUAAUGUCGCAAUCCAGCACGGAGUCAAAUCAUGAUUUGGUUCAAGGUAGAAGCAGAGAUCCAAAUAUAGCACAAUUCGAAAUCAGACAUUCAAAUACGUGGGAAAAUCCGGAUGUCAAAACAGGAUCAACAGAAAUGGAUACAUCUACAUCGGAACCUAGAACGGAACACGAUCAUUCACAACAAAAAUCGGUACAUCAGUUCGAAUCUACAACAAAACAUAUUUUCGAAAACGAUCAUUUCUGGAAUCAUGGAGAUUUGCAUCCUUCGUUGGAAAGCAUCUUUAAUAAAAAGCCUGCUGCUGAGCCAGAACCAACAGCUGAACCAGAGCCUACAGCUGAACCCACUGCCGAGCCAGAACCCACUGCCGAGCCAGAACCUGCUGCUGAACCAGAACCUGCUGCCGAGCCAGAACCUGCUGCCGAACCAGAACAUGCUGCUGAGCCAGAACCUGCUGCUGAAUCAGAACCUGCUGCUGAGCCAGAACCUACUGUUGCAGUCAUUGUCCCACCAGAAUCCACUCAAUCAGGAUUAAACAUCGAAUCGGAGCCUACAUCAGAACCUGUAUCAGAAGUCUCUACAAAAACAGAAAUUGUUCCUAAAAUCGACUCUACUACUGAAAUAGAAUCUAUUACUGAAAGAGAACCUGCUACGGAACCGGUAUCUGUCACAGAAUCGACGACAACUUUUGAUGAAACAGAUGAUGUAAUAUCGAAAACAGAAUCACAUUCAGAGUCAAAUACUGAAAUAUUUAAUCAACCGAAAUCUAUUGUUAAAUCGACAUCUCAUGAUGAUGUCGAAUCUACACAAAUAUCACUUUUAGAUGACUCGAAUACAACUAACGUCCCUAAAUCUUUUGCAGAUUCGAUACAAGAAAAUAAAAAUUCCAAAAUUGAUAAAACUUUGAUUACAACAAAGACUGAAAAUCCGAUAGAUGAUAAUGUACCCUUGCAAGUAAUACCUUUAACAUUCGAAAAUAAAUCUACAGAUACAAACGAUAAUGUGGAAAUUAAAAUGGAAUCAACAACAACUCAAUCUUAUACUAAUAAGGACGAUAGAAUUAAUGAAAGUACAACCAUUGAAACAAGUUUUACUACUUUAAAUUAUGAAGAUUUAAAACAAAAUAAUAAUGACAAUAUUAUAUCAAAUAAAUCUCAAAAUCAUGAAAAAUCAAAUACAGAACAAUUUACGCAAAAUCCCGAUCUUCAAGAAGAAAAAGAAAAUGAUUUUACAAAAAUAAAUGUUGAUGCAAAUCUCAGCAAUAAUUCUAUGAUUAGUAAAGAAUUUAAUUCAAUUACUGUGACAACUACCAUGUCAACUAUAUCAGUAGAAAAUGAAACAGAAUUAAGUAUGGGAACCACGCAUAAUGAUAAACAUUCUCAUACGAUAGAAAUAAAUGGCAUAAAUAAUAAAAAUCAAGAAACAUAUAAUAAUCCUAAAAUAUAUGAGACAACCAUGAUACCAGAAAUUACUUCUUCUGACAUGUCUACUCAAUCGAUAUCUAAUCAAAAAGAACACAUAUUCGAAUCCUCAUUACAAUCUGAUACGCAAGAUUCGAAUGAGAAAAAUGUCAUCGAACAUAUGCCGACAACAGUCUUCCCUAAAAUACCGAAAAAUUUUGCCCAUAACGUCGAGCCACUAAAAGAACCUAUCACGAAACCGGCAGACGAUGAGCACAUCAUGCUGAUAUCGAAACCCGAGGAACCAGUAGAGAUACACGCGAUAAUUCCACAACUCACCCCGGAACAAAGUAUAUCCACACAAAAUGAAACUUUGAAAGCAGAAAACUCGACAGAAAUAAAUAAUGGAGUUGUGAUUAAUGAAGACUCGAAUACAAAAGAAUCUGUAAAAGAUAUAUUCUCGAGCGACUCAUCUACAGUACAUAAUGAUAAAAAUAUCGUCUAUACGGGUAGUAAUGGAUAUACGAUUCACCCUGACGAGAUUCAACAUUCAACGCAUCAUCCUCUUCAUCCGGCGAUACUACCAGAAAAUUCGGUAAAUCAUUUUGCGGGAAAAUCUGACGCAAGUGACGAUCGACACGCUGAGGAUAUGUCACCAUUUUUACCGGAUAUUCAUAAGGAAAAAGAAAACGCAAAAAAAGCACCGCGACUGGAUAAAGAUGAACAAGACGUUCCUAAUCCUUUCGAAACCCAUAUCGAUGACGUUAUAACGCAUCGACCAUUAAUACAUAUUAAUACGGAUGAUAUAAAAUAUAAAAUAAAUGAAACUGAAACUAAAGAUUUAUUAAACGACGUUAAUUUACAUUCUCAUGAAACAAAUGCUACAGACAAUGCUAAAAAUAUUAUAAAGAAUGAUUUAAAUAUGAGCGAAAUUAUGACCGAUACAGAAUUGAAAAAUCAUAACAUAUUGAAUCAAGAUGAUACUUUUGCGAAAUCAAAUAAUAUAACGAAAGACGCUGUAAAUGAAAAAAGGAGCAAUUCUUCCAUUAUAGAACAGGAUGACAAUGAAGCAUUGAAAGUGAUACCAUUAAACACAGAAGAUAAAUUAGUAGAUCCAAUUUUCCAAACUACAAUGCAAUCCACAGAUAAAAAACCAUUAGACUCUAUUAAAGGAUCUACCAUUACUGCUGGAAAGAAAGUAGAAGAUCUUGAGAAUUCCGCGAUAGAAAGUGGUACGACCAGCUUAGAGAAACCAGAAGAGAAUGCCGUAGAAGAUCAAUACAACGACAUUACGGAUGAAAGUUUGUCAAAGGGAUAUCGACACGAUAAUACCGGCAAGGACAUUCCAAUUAAAGUUGUAGAGGGAUCUAAAAAAGCGAUUUUGAACGAUAUUGAUCCUUUAAAAAUUUCUUACAGCCACGUGCCUUCAUCGACAAUCGCAUCUGACAUCGCGAAGGAAAAAAAUGAAACGAACAUGGACACAGCAGAAGGUUCAUUAAAAAUUAAAGACGAAAAACAGAUGGAAGAUGCCAGAUUGACCACUCAAGAGCCUGUGUUACCUGUGGAAAUACAACAGGAAAUGUCGACAACAAUAGCGACCGAUAAAAUUGAAAUUACGACUAUAAUUGAUCAUGAUAAACGAGAGGAAAAUAAUAUGGAACAACCGAAGAACACUGAUCACCAAUCCGAUGAAAAAGAAUCUGAUAUAAUAGCGCAGAUUACAACGAUUCAAUCCACGCUAGAGACCAAAACCACAGCUCAAGUCCCGAUCUUGCCCGAUGAACUGCAAACGACAGAGAGUGAUAUGUUAACGACAACGUCAAUGACUCCGAGUGAAGAUAAGGAAAUGAAUCAAGAAGCUAUUGAUAAAACGAAGCCGCAAAUUUCAAUAGAAAAUAUCAAGGAGGAAACGAAAAAGAAUGUAACCGAUGAGAAAGAGAACAUUACCAGUGAAAUAAACAGUACAUCAACGGAAAGAAGUAUGGCAGCGACGACGACGUACGAGAAUAAUGUGAGUGUAGAAGCCGACCGGGAAAUAGACCAUAAAAAUAUCGAUGAUCCCAACAGAACAAUCGAGAAUUCGACGGAAAGCUCGAAUAUGGAAACUACUCUUAUGAUGUCUGCGACGGAAAAGAGCGUAAUAAAUGGCGCAGAAAAAACUUCGUCCAAUGAUGUCACCACUACAGAAGACAUCAGACCGGUCACGGAAAUGUUGGAUGAUACGCAGCCUAGAACAGAAUUCGAUCAUAGAUUGUUAUUCAUCACGACACCAAGAGCGACAUUCAUCGAACCAGAACUCCCUGAAGAGUCACUCAGAGUAAUACCAUUGGAAAAAAAUCAAGAAAACAAGAAAAAAUCGGGCGACAAAAAGGGAUUCGACAAGUACAAGUAUAAAAAAGAGAAAGACAUGAGUUUGGAGGAGCAAAAUGAGAAUAAUGCGUUGACGGAAAAAUCAAGUUCAACGAUUCUUUCUCAAACGGAAUCGUCAAAGAUUAUUUCGAAAGAUUUUGAGGAUUCGAACGAUAGUGUAAUGAGCUCUGACUUGGAUCCAAGUAAAUCCAAAUUUACCUUAUUUAACAGAGAAGGUAACAUUUUGCCGAAGAAUACGGGAAUUGAUGAAAGCAGUAUCGAAAAUAAGGGAGUAAUCGUGGAAACAAAACCUAAGAAUUAUCCCAGUUUCAUACCUGUGUCGGAAGAGAUAAUAGAGCCCGUACCAGUCACAGAAUCAUAUAUAUUAUUGCGAAAUGCUCGCCCUACGAGCAGUUUUGAAGCAGAGGAUACGACUAUGAACGAGACAGCCGUCGAAGGUCAUACAGACGACUACGAAACGGAUUUCUCUUCCAUCCAUGUAAGAGCGAACGAAACGACUGAACACCCUGUUACUUUUUUAUCGGAUCAAUCGUUCAGCGAGACCGAAGAAAUUGAUGACGUUACGAAAGAGCUGUCUACGAUCCGAUUGAAUGUUCGAACCACGCCACUGGACGUCGAGAGUACAACUACCGUUGCUAGCACCGGCUUUUCAGGAUCUACGCCUAAAGCAAUCCUCUCGAAAUGCAUCACGGGUCAAUAUCAAUGCGCCAAUGGCACGUCUAAAGACGGCGCAUAUUGUGUUCCAUUAUCCGCCAAAUGCGACUCCAAGAACGACUGUUCCGAUGGCUCCGACGAGGUGGAUUGCGAAGAUUGCUCAGGUAACUUCCGCUGCGCCAGCGGAGAAUGCUUGAAGAGACACUUUGUGUGCAACAAAAUCAUGGACUGCGACGACGGCAGCGAUGAACGCGAUUGCGAGAAUUGGAAGUGUCAAUCCGAUGAAUUCAGAUGUCCAAGCGGGAAAUGCAUUCCGGCAUCGUGGCAAUGCGACGGUCGAUUCGAUUGCGAAGAACAUCAAGAUGAAUACAAUUGUAGCGAAAAUUGCAAAGAUAAUCAGUAUCUAUGUCCAACGGAGAAGUUGUGCAUCCCAGAAACGUGGCGUUGCAACGGAAUUGCCGAAUGCAUAAACGGGGAGGACGAGAAGCUGUGCGAUUGCAGUGCAGAUCAAUUCAAAUGUCAAACCGGUGGAUGCGUUUCCUCGAUCGAAAUAUGCGACGGCGUUAAAAAUUGUCCGGAUUACUCGGACGAAUGGAGCUGUCUAAUUACCAAUAUCACUGAAGAUAAAACUAAUACGGAAACGAACACCAAUACCGAAAAUAAUAUGACAAGCGAAUCGGGCGUGUCACUGUUGAAAAUAAGACAAUAUGACAACGAUUAUCGACUAGUCUGUUCGGAUGGAUGGAGCGAAGAAUUUAGCGAUUCUUAUUGUCGGACUUUGGGAUUCGCCGGAGCCGAGACAACUAAGAUUAUCCCGUUGUCUGCAGAAAAAAAUCGGAGCGAGAAAAUUUUAAGACUGAAAACAAAUCCAAAUCACCGUCUGCCGCUAGUCACGAAUCUAGAGCAAGUAGAAUUCUGCGUGUCGAAUAAAGUCGUGCAAGUGUCGUGCGAGGAGUUUUCGUGCGGCCUACAUUAUGCUGAAGGAUCGACCGCGAGAUUAAUCGGUGGGAUGCCAGCCAAUGAUGGACAAUGGUCCAGCAUGGCUUUGUUGAAGGAGCUAAAACACGGGACUACUUGUACAGCUAGUAUACUCGGUCCCAUGCACGCUCUAGCUAGUUAUUCUUGUAUUUACAGAUACAAGGAUAGUGAUGGAUGGCAAUUUUUCGCCGGUGAUGAUAUGCUGAAAAGGCAAUUCGUUAAAAAUAUCGUGCCCUAUCCUCAAGUGAAAUAUAAUCAGUUCCUGUAUAAUAAUGACAUCGCUCUGAUCGAAUUAGAAGAACCAUUAAUAUUUUCCAGAAACAUUAGUGCCGUAUGUCUUCCCAAACUGUCUAUCCAGCCGGGACAAAUUUGCGUAACAGCAGGAUGGGGAUUUUCUAUGAACGGAGAAAUAGAUUUACAACAAUAUCUCAAAUUCUUGCAUCUCCUAACAUAUGAUAAAUGUAAUGUCACGAAUCAUUAUGGAUUUAACACGGAACAUAAUAUAUGCGCAGAAUUCACCGAUAUGGAUAAAAACCCUUGUUAUAAUGACCAAGGAGCGCCGCUGAUGUGUGCCAGUGAAUUACAGGGUAUAUCCGAAAGAUGGGAACUACAGGGCUUACUAAGUUAUCAUAGCAGAUGUUCGAAGGGUCAUCCAGCAAUUUACUCGAGCUUAGAGCCAGUGCUCUCGUGGUUACGCGAAUCAGUGCCAGCUUUGCAAAUGCAAAGUUAAAUCGAUGAUAAAUAAUUAUUAUAUCGAUUUCUCGAGAUAAAGAACUGGUACUGAACGAUAUUGUAUACUAAAUGAGAACCGCAAUUUUUUUUAAUAAGCGAAACAAAAAUAUUACAAAAAGAUCAAACUUUGGGCAAGACUUUCUUUACAAAGUCAUACAUAUUUAAUUUAAUUAAAUUCUAUUUUUUCAAUUGUCA